Molecule: messenger RNA, 931 nt
Organism: Pistacia vera
Lineage: Eukaryota; Viridiplantae; Streptophyta; Magnoliopsida; Sapindales; Anacardiaceae
Product: pentatricopeptide repeat-containing protein At1g62930, chloroplastic-like
Exons: 1
Coding region: 16-855 (279 amino acids)
Molecular function (GO): protein binding
Source: RefSeq, a predicted model, not a curated record
GAGUUGUUCAAGAAAAUGGAUGUGUUUGGGGUUAGGCCAGAUAUUGUUUCUUAUGGUAGUAUUGUCAAUGGUCUUUGCAAAGAUGGGUUGGUAGAUAUGGCUAAAGAAUUGUUUUCGGAAAUGAAGAGUAGAGGAAUUAAGCCAAAUGUGGUUGUUUGCACCUCUCUAAUUUACGGUUGGUGUUUUGUGGGAAAUUUGGAAGAGGCUGAGAGAUUGUUUAAUGAGAUGGUGGAUCAAGGUUUGCAGCCUAAUUUAUUGAGAUAUAAUACAAUGAUAAGUGGGUUUUGCAAGGAGGGGAAGAUGGAGGAAGCUAAUGGGUUGAUGGAAUUGAUGAUUCAAAGAGGUUUGCAGCCUGAUGUGGUGACUUUUAAUUCAAUGAUAAAUGGGCAUUGCAAGAAGGGGAAUACUGAGGAAGCUAAUGGGUUGUUGGAAUUGAUGACUCAAAGAGGUUUGCAGCCUAAUCUGGUGACUUUUAAUACAAUGAUUAAUGGGCUUUGCAAGGAGGGGAAGAUGGAUAAAGCUAAUGGAUUGUUGGAAUUGAUGAGUCAAAGAGGUUUGCAGCCUGAUGUGGUGACUUUUACUACAAUGAUAAAUGGGCUCUGCAAGGAGGGGAAGAUGGAGGAAGCUAAUGGGUUGUUGGAGUUGAUGAGUCAAAGAGGUUUGCAGCCUGAUGUGGUGACGUGCACUAUAAUGAUAAGUGGGCUUUGCAAGGAGGGGAAGAUGGAGGGAGCUAAUGAGUUGUUGGAAUGGAUGAUUCAAAGAGGUUUGCAGCCUAAUGUGGUGACAUUUACUACAAUGAUAAAUGGGCUUUGCAAGGAAGGGAAGAUAGAGGAAGCUAGUGGGUUGUUGGAAUAGAUUAGUCAGAGCGGUUUGCAGCCUGAUGUGGUGAUAUUUACUACAAUGAUAAAUGGGCUUUGUAAGGAGGGCAAGA